GUGGCUGUGAAAAUAAUCGACAAGACGCAGUUGAAUUCCUCCAGCUUACAGAAGCUCUUCCGGGAAGUGCGAAUAAUGAAGGUUCUGAAUCACCCGAAUAUAGUUAAAUUAUUUGAAGUCAUAGAGACGGAUAAGACGCUGUACCUCGUCAUGGAGUAUGCCAGCGGAGGUGAAGUCUUUGACUACUUAGUGGCUCAUGGAAGAAUGAAAGAGAAGGAAGCACGGGCAAAAUUCCGACAGAUCGUUUCUGCUGUGCAGUACUGUCACCAAAAAUUCAUUGUACAUAGAGACUUGAAGGCAGAAAAUCUGCUCUUAGAUGCCGACAUGAACAUCAAGAUUGCAGACUUUGGCUUCAGCAACGAAUUCACGUUUGGCAACAAGCUUGACACGUUCUGCGGGAGCCCCCCGUACGCCGCGCCCGAAUUGUUCCAGGGCAAGAAGUACGACGGGCCCGAGGUGGAUGUCUGGAGCCUUGGGGUUAUCCUCUACACACUGGUCAGCGGCUCCCUGCCCUUCGAUGGGCAGAACCUCAAGCAAAUCAUGAAAGACCGCUGGAUGAAUGUGGGUCACGAGGACGAUGAAUUGAAGCCUUACGUGGAACCUCUGCCAGACUACAAGGACCCACGGCGGACAGAGCUCAUGAUCUCUAUGGGGUACACCAAGGAAGAAAUCCAAGAGUCCUUAGUCAGCCAGAAGUAUAACGAAGUGAUGGCAACGUAUCUGCUGCUAGGUUACAAAAACUCAGAGCUUGACAACGACAGCAGCACCCUCAAACCUCGCCCCCAGCCUGAGCUCGCCAACAGCACGGUCCCCUCCCCUUCGCACAAGGUACAGCGCAGCGUCUCCGCCAACCCCAAGCAGCGCCGCUUAAGUGACCAGGUACCCAACCUCCCGACGUCCACCUCUUACUCCAAGAAAACGCAGGCUGCCAACGCUGAGAACAAGAGGCCCGAAGAGGAGAGGGAGGCCGGGCGCAGCAAGGCUGGGAGUACCGUCAAAGUGCCCGCCAGCCCCCUGCCCAGCCUGGAGAGGAAGAAAAGCACCCCCAUGCCCUCUACGAACAGCGUCCUCUCGACCAGCACAAACCGGAGCCGCAAUUCGCCCAUGCUGGACCGAGCCAGCUUGGGCCAGAACUCGAUACAGAACGGCAAAGAUAGCCUAACCACUCCGGGCUCCAGGGCCUCUACCGCCUCCGCUUCCGCCGCCGUGAGCUCUGCGCGCCCGCGACAGCACCAGAAAUCCAUGUCCGCCUCGGUGCACCCCUCCAAGCCCACGCUGCCCCCCACCGACAAUCACUGCGAGGCCCAGCGACCUAGCACGGCCCCCCAGCGGGCUCCCGUGGCCUCCCCUUCCGCCCACAACAUCAGCAGUGCCCUCCCCGAGCGCACCAACUUCCCGCGGGGCAUCCAGAGCCGCAGCACUUUCCACGCUGGGCAGCUCCGGCCGGUCCGGGACCAACAGAACCUCUCCUACGGCCUGACGCCCGCCUCGCCUUCGGGCAACAGCCAAGGGCGGAGAGGGGCGUCGGGCAGCCUCUUCAGCAAGUUCACCUCCAAGUUCGUACGCAGGCUCGAAUCACAGUCUCUGCAGGCGGUGCCAAGAGUCCAAUCGCGUCCUGACGAAGCCCAGAAGGGGGUCCCUCGGCAGGCCAACCAACCCAAGAACCUGCAUGAGCCCGAAAGCAAAGACCGCGUGGAGACCCUCAGGCCUCACAUGAUGGGUAGUGGCGGUGGCGGCGAGAAAGACCGGGACGAGAACCGGGACGCCAAGCCGCGAUCGCUGCGUUUCACCUGGAGCAUGAAGACCACCAGCUCCAUGGAGCCCAACGAGAUGAUGAAAGAGAUCCGGAAGGUGCUGGACGCGAACAGUUGCCAGUGCGAGUUGCAGGAGAAAUACAUGCUCCUGUGCAUGCACGGGGCGCCCGGCCACGAAGCCUUCGUGCAGUGGGAGAUGGAAGUUUGCAAACUGCCCCGCCUCUCGCUCAACGGAGUCCGCUUCAAGCGGAUAUCGGGCACUUCCAUGGCCUUCAAGAACAUUGCCUCCAAAAUCGCCAACGAACUCAAGCUUUAACGGGCCACCCUCACGGGAGAAAAAGGGGCGCGGGAGGGGGGGAGGAGGCGCCUGGCCUGCACACGCGACGGAGGGGGAGGUGGGGGCGUCAGGAGGAAGAGAGCCGCAACUUCACUUUUGAGAGGGGCCCCGGGUGCCGGGCCAUGCAGGCAAAGGAUGGGCGGGUAGGGCAAAAUAGGGGGGGAAGGUGGAGGGGGGUAUCCCCCCCCACGCCUCUCCCUCUCCCCACGCCUCCCCUCCCACUGAUGGAUCUCCAUGGAGACAGGGUGCGUGGGAUUGUGGUUGGCAAGCCACCUAGCUGGUCUCCGUGGCAACAGGAACGGGAGGGUACCAAGGGCUGUCUGUCGGAUGAGGAAGCAUCCCUUUUGGUCUCCGUGGCGACCGUGGUACUUUUUCUUCCUCCUCUUUUUUUUUUCCUUCUCCCCCUCCCUCUCUUUUUCCCCCCUUUCCUUCUACAUGAGACAGGGUUUUGCCAUGUUACCAAACUGCAACAGAAAAAGCAGGGACUCUCUUCCCCUCCCCCUCGGGAACAGGGGGAGUCCUUUCCCCCGUCCCCCCUGCCCCCCCCUAGACUCCAGAUUCGAAAUCCGGGUCAGCCGAGGAGGUGGCAGCAGCUGUGGCAGCAGGCAGUUGGGAUGCGGUGGGGGGGAAGCAGCCACUGGGACCCCUUGCCUGGGGAAACGGGAUCUCGUUCUUUUUGGCCAACGAUGGAAGCCAAGUGCCUCCUUGCUUCCGAGGUGUGUGUCUCCUCCCCCACCCCUUGCUUGGUCCCUGCAGACGGCACCUCUCCCCCAAACACACACACACCCCGCAGACAGACACCCCCCCCUCACAAUCCCUCCCGAGGUUCUUCUUUUUUUUUUUUUUGCUCUUCCUUGCUAAUUGGGGGAGCCGCCGGUGGGGGUUGAGCGGAAGGGAGGGUCGGGGGAAGGACGGCCGCCGAGAUGGCACAGCCACCUGAUCCAUCACUCCUUUGUCCCCCCUCCCCAUGUCCCCUCCCCUUUAUGCAGGCAUGGCGGUAGAGGGCCACUCUCUGGGCUGGUCAGCGCCCUGUUUACACACACAACGUCCAACGGGACCAUCCCUCGGUCCAGUGGAGUCCAGUUUCCUGUCUUGAAUGCUGCAUUCUUGGGGGCGGGGGGGGUGGUGUUAGCCUUCUUUUUCCCUUUCCUGGCACGUCUUUCUGUUGUCCCCCCAAACACGGCGGGAGGUCGCAUCGUCUCCACUUUGGAUGUUCAGGAUGGGUUGGGUCCAAGAACUUUUGGGCCUGCUGUUGUUUUAGCCCCGGUCACAGGUACGCUGCCCCCCCACCCACCCCCUGGCUUUCUGGAGAGCUUG
This is a messenger RNA of Thamnophis sirtalis, 3408 nucleotides long. The record is from RefSeq and is a predicted model, not a curated record. NCBI's taxonomy places the organism in Eukaryota, Metazoa, Chordata, Lepidosauria, Squamata, Natricidae.